CCCUCCCUUUCUGUAUCACACCCUGCGUGUCCCAACCCUGCACCUGGCCCGCCUAGACAGGGGCGCUGGAGUCUGUAUAAAUCAUAACGAGUGACACACGCGGCUCAGGAGGCGGGAAAAUAGUGAAAUAAGCUAAAAUUAAUUCAAUCCUAGGAUCUAGUUGACAGGAACACAAACUGUGUGAUCAUUAACAAGACUCUGCAACCAAAUUUUCUCGUCAUUAUAAUAAAAGAAAAAAAUAAUUUAAACAAAAAAUAUGGAAAUGAAAUAAGUUCUACGGGUUUUAAGCGUGAAAUGGGAUGAAAAGUAAGGUAAAUUAAAAGUAGUGAGACCCAGUAAUGUUGGUAUCCCUGGUAAACAUUAACACGCUGGAGGAGGGGGGGGGGGAAGAAAGGAACAGGUCAGGGAGAUGGUUGGUGACAUAUUUCGCAUUUUUCCCUCAUAUUUCUCUUCGUGAGGCUGCAGGAGCAUCACCCAACAGCAUUUCCCCUCAGCAUUGCCCCCUGCAGGAAAGCAUCUGAUGGCUGGGAGGCAACACCACACAGUCAAAUGCAAUACUGACUUGUAAUCUAGAGACACUGAUCUAUAACUGUCAUGUGGUGUUGAAUGACAGUGAUGCUGGUGUGUAGCAAGACCAGCAGCACCGCCUCCCUCAGUGAAGCAUCAGGUGGCAGUGAACCAGUGCCAUCAUGCAGCACUGAGCACAUGGAGGAUGAUGGCAGUGAUGACACAUUACAGUGACAACACCCUCAGACACAAAGAACACAGCCUUUGUAACAGUGAUUGCAGUGAUGACCUAUAAUCUGAGGACACAGGGAGCAUGGCCAUGAAGGGGAGUGAUGAGUUGGUGCAGGGCAGCGUUGGUGGCAGGGGAGUGGCAGUGUUUACGUGUGAGGAGUGUGGGCGAGUGUUCAGGCGGCGCAGUAACCUAUCUCGGCACCAGAGACUGCACAGCGGGGAGCGUCCCUUCCAGUGUCCGCAGUGCCACCGCCCCUUUGCCCACCACAGCUCCCUGCAGCACCACCUGAGGCUGCACAGUGGCGAGCGGCCCUACCAGUGUGCCGUGUGCCUCAGGACCUUCCGGCAGCGACCCAACUACUCCCUGCACCUCAAGACCCACACAGGGGAAAAGCACUUCCGCUGCCAUGCCUGUGGGAAGGAGUUCGCCCAGCGUGUGCAUCUCACCACCCAUGCCCGCCUGCACUCCGGGGACCUUCCAUACGAGUGUGAGGACUGUGGGAAGAGGUUCUCUCAGCGCUGCCACCUCACCCGCCACCGAGGCACCACAGGACAGCCGGAGCACACGUGUAGUUUAUGCAGCAGGAAAUUCGUCACUCAGCCAUGUCUCAAUGCACACCUGCAGAGGAUGCAUGGAGGGGCGCUUCAAAGGACCCACAGGGGAGGGACACAGUGUGGGACCAAGCAGAAACAGGAGGAGGAGGAGGAGGACAAGAGUGUAGGUGGUAUGAAGAGCAAGGCACAGGGUGGAGGUGGAAGCAGGAGCAAGGUGAGAGCCAAGGUGGAGUGUGAGGUUUGCCACAAAAGUUUCCGUAAGCCGUCACACCUCCGCCACCACCGCUACACCCACACUGGGGAGCGGCCCUACCCCUGCCCUCAGUGCGGCCGCAGGUUCUCCGAGGCCAGCAGUCUGCGGCGCCACAUGACCUCACACAUCAGGGCUCACCUCACUCAUUCCACUCACCCUCUCACACCCACACCAAACACCCCAUCACACCCUCACACCCCUGUCCCAGUCACCCCAUCACACUCCCUCACUCCCACACCAGUCACCCCAUUACAAACUCACACAGCAGCAUCAAACAUCAUAUCACAACCUCAUCCCCCAGUUCAUGAAAGCCCAGGUAUAAUCCAGUAUCAGAAGAAAGAAUUAGGUUACACUGAUAUCUGCCAGAGCCUUCAGUCCAUACCCACAAAGGAAAGCCCUGGGACUGGUUCGCCUGAGGGUGUUCAGGGAAGUUUGGAUAACGUCUCAGGAAGCCCUUGUAACUUUGGCAGUAGUGAAGAGAUGCAAGACAGUGGAACCAGUGAGCAUAAGGUUCAGGAAAGUUGUGUUGCUGCUUAUGUCCCUGGGGAGACUGAUGAUAAGGAUGAUAUGGCUAACUGUAACAUUGAGAAAGAGGAAAAUAGGACAAGCGUAACCCAGUCUUGUUCCUUCCUUCCUCGCCCUUUUGUAGCAGUGAGUCUGUUUCUGUUUGGGAAGAAAGUGAAGGAAGAGGCUGGGAUGGAGGAAGGGGAGGAGAUGAGUGUGAAAGAAGAGCUUGAGUUGAUUGAAGAGGCUGUUUAAUGUAUAGACAAAGGACAAGGAUGAGAAGUCUGGUUAAAUUAAGAGGCUGUAGAGAAACGUGCUAUUGGAGAAAUCAGGAGGAAGUGUGAAGGAGUUUGGAAGGGAAGAGACUGUAUGUGGUUAUUGGAAAUGAGAUGCUGAUGGUAAUGACUAUAGCAAGUAAUGAGCUGAAGGAGAUUUUAAUGAAAGAAGAGAAGGAGGAGUUUAUGCAGGAGGCUGUGAAAUUAGGUGGAGAAACAAGAUAAAAGGAAUUGACUAGCACACUGACAGGUAAAAGGUGGUGAAGGGAAGAGAAGCUGAGGAUUCAUCAGAGUAAUUCUAUAUUCCUUUGAAGCCCCAAGGGUGAAACUAGCUGGAAAUAAGUACUGAACCUUUAGCCUGUGCUUCCCUCACCCCUUCAGGAGACUAGGGUAGUGUUAUUGUAAAGGGAUUGUUUUGAAAGACAUUUAGACAAAGAAAGGGACAGGAAGAGAGUUGAGAAGAGGAUGAUAAGGUGCUAAUUAAUGAAAGCAGCCACUUUUACUGUCAUGGUGAAAGGAAAAAAGAAAAAAAUGAAGCAAAAACAAGAAAGAAAGAAAUUAAAGAUGAGAGAAGGGAGAUGAACAAAAGAAGAUAGAAAAAAAAAAAGAUGUAACAGUGAAGAAAACAUUUGAAAUAUACAAUAGAGAAAAGGAAGAGGAGGGAGACAAGAACAACAAGGUACAAACUGAGGAAAAGACAUCAAAACAAAAACAACCUUUCAACCUCCUGUGUAACACCUGGACCCAAUCAAAACUAUCAAAACAGGUGCAUCAAAGCCAAAACAGAACCGCGUGAUAAGUAGAUGAAGUAGUUUAAAUAUCCGAGCAGUGUGUGAAUUAAUCUGUUAAAAGUGAGAUAGCCAUGGUUAAGUGUUGCAAAAGUGCUUUAGUAAGUUAAAUGUUUGUGGGAUUUUAUAAAUAUGUGACCUUCUGCUCCUUCUACCCCACCCAUCUAUCCAACCAGCCAUCUUUCUGUCUACCUGUCUGUCUAUCUGUCUGUCUACCUGUAUCUAUCUAUCAGUAUCUGUCUAUCUAUCCAUCUAUCCAUCUGUUUAUUUAUAUACCUAUCCAUCUACUUGCUAAUCUGAUUAUCUAUCUUUCUAUAUCUGCCUGUCUUUCUUUGGCUUUCUUUCUGUCUACCUAUUUAUCUAUCUAUAUCUAUCUAUCUAUCUAUCUGUUUAUGUAUGUAUGUAUUUAUCUGUACUUGUGUCCUUCUAUCAAUCUAUUUAUCUAUCUAUCUAUCUAUCUAUAUGUCUACAUCACCCUCACUCAACCUGUCAGUAUCUAUCCCACUUCAUUCAAUGUUACCAAGAACAACUCAAUUAUUCCAAGGUUUGUUGCCAGGCCUGGUAAUGCUGCUUCUUGUUUAUGCCUGUACUACAUAAUGCAAGUCCUGUUUGUUUAGUGACUAGUACAGCUAUAUAUAUAUAUAUAUAUAUUUUAUAUGUGAAAUAAAUGCACUGAGAAAUAACUUAA
Messenger RNA from Scylla paramamosain (green mud crab), 3801 nucleotides. RefSeq names its product zinc finger protein 883-like. The transcript is spliced from 2 exons. The record is from RefSeq and is a predicted model, not a curated record. The coding region runs from base 821 to 2305 and encodes 494 amino acids. Lineage: Eukaryota; Metazoa; Arthropoda; Malacostraca; Decapoda; Portunidae.